This is a messenger RNA of Cantharellus anzutake, 1164 nucleotides long. Its product is annotated as heme peroxidase. The record is from RefSeq and is a predicted model, not a curated record. Gene Ontology annotation, molecular function: heme binding; peroxidase activity. NCBI's taxonomy places the organism in Eukaryota, Fungi, Basidiomycota, Agaricomycetes, Cantharellales, Hydnaceae. The transcript is spliced from 10 exons. Bases 6 to 1100 code for a protein of 364 amino acids. Gene Ontology annotation, biological process: cellular response to oxidative stress; hydrogen peroxide catabolic process; response to reactive oxygen species.
CCGCCAUGUCAUUUUCUGUCAUCCGCAGAGCUGCAGGGCUUAACCUGCGCGGCACCGCCCUUCGUGCACGUCCCCAUGGCGCCCCUCCUCCAAAGUCGGGCAGUAACACUUUCCUCUACAGCGUUAUCGGUGCUGCUGCUCUUGCUGGUGCUGGAUAUUACGUCUAUACAUCCCAAGACGAUACUGCACGAAGCGCCAAAUCAACGUUGAAAGAAGGUUCACAAAUUGCCAAGUCGCUGGCCAACUACGUCCCUACGAAGGAGGAUUAUCAAAAGGUUUACAACAAGGUUGCUCACAUUCUUGAUGUUGAUGAUUACGAUGAUGGAAGCUUUGGACCUGUCCUUGUUCGUUUGGCCUGGCACGCUAGUGGCACGUACGACAAAGAUACUAAGACUGGCGGAAGCAAUUAUGCUACCAUGCGCUUCGAGCCGGAAUCCCUGCAUGCUGCCAACAACGGUUUGGAUGUAGCCCGUAAAGUUUUAGAGCCUAUCAAGCAAGAGUUCCCUUGGAUUUCUUAUGGUGAUCUUUGGACCUUGGCUGGUGUUGCUGCUGUUCAGGAAAUGCAAGGGCCUCAUAUCCCCUGGAGACCUGGACGGGUUGAUGGCUUCACGAAGGAUUCUCCUCCUGAUGGACGCCUCCCGGAUGCAUCGAAGAGCCAGGAUCACAUCCGUGCUAUCUUCUACCGAAUGGGCUUCAACGAUCAGGAGAUCGUUGCUCUUAUUGGUGCUCACGCUUUGGGACGCUGCCAUCCGAAUCGCUCAGAGUUUGAGGGUCCUUGGACUUUCUCACCUACAACUUUCACUAAUGACUUUUUCACCCUCUUGGCCAACGAGAAAUGGCAGUGGCGCAAGUGGAGCGGACCUAAGCAGUACGAAGACUCGAAAACGAAGACGCUCAUGAUGUUGCCUACGGACUACGCUCUCAUCCAAGACAAGAAGUUCCGCGAGUGGGUGUACAAGUAUGCCAAGAGCCAAGACGAAUUCUUCAAGGACUUCUCCAAGGCGUUUGCGACUCUCCUUGAGCUCGGUGUUCCUACUGCUCAAUUCACAACCUCAGAGCCAUGGAUUUUGAAGACGCUGGACGAACAAAAGAGUGGCUGAGCAAUGCAACCAAGCAGUCAAAUGUUGUUACCGCACGGCUGGCGAAUACUAAAGUGGAUCUGCU